AUGGAAUCUUACAGAUUGGGGUCUGGUAUCCCGACCAGGCCCUCGGAGCCGUCUCGCAUAAGACGGCCUGGUCCGGGAAUGACAACGGGAACUGAACCUGGAGUUAUCUCGAAUGCUCCAAAACCACUCAACAGAUCAGGAAGGAGGGAAGAGAUUCCACGGCCAUUACCGAAGCCAUCUUCCAUCUCACGUCCAUCAGCAAGGCCCCCUCAGCCUCCUACUACUCGACGACCGUCAAUUCCUCAACCUGUACCACGACCUAGCCUUAACCAGCAGGCCCAAUCGUGGGGUUCUUCUUCUACUUCAGCAUCCACACGAUCAACUGCCAACCAUCGUGGAGGUUCCGGAUCGUCAUUGUCAGCCCAGUCUAUGGACAACCCAAGGUCUAACCCAAACGUUCUGCGCAGGAAGAAGUCAUCGUUAUCUGGUGAUGUCAAGACGACACGGACUGGCUCAUCUAGGACUGACUCUUCUUCUUCUUCGUCCCAGCAUAAGCGCCAAGGCUCACUCGAUCCUGCUUUCGGCUUCCAUCUGGAUAGAGAACUUACCAGCAGCCCUGCUGAGAUUCAAAUUGCUGAGGUUGUAGAGGUAAAGAAACCUUCCAAGUCACCAGUGAUCUACCCCGAGCUGGACCGUUAUCGCAACAUUCGACGUCCGUCUGACAGCUCGGAUCACCGCAUUGAGGUUCCGUUCCGGUUAGCGACACAUGAUCUCCCACCUCCAACUCCAGCCAGCCUACUGUUUUCUGGAACUAGUGGAAGCCCAUCUACUAGGUUCUCCGAGUCACCUGGACCAGGGUCCUAUAGUCGUGACACCACGCCAACCUCAAUUGCUUCUCAGUCUCCUGGUCUUGUUGCACCUCUUCGCACUCAGAACAAGAACCGGCUACAAAGCCCUAUCCUCAACAGACCUCCCGUGACACGAAGAGCUGGUGGAAGUUUCCCCAACGAGGUUGAUGCCAUCACCGUUGAUCCUCAUGGCCUCGCAGCUGUUAGAGAGUCUUUGACUUCAUCCUCGUCGAACUCCACUGUUCGAGAAGCCACCAUCAAGAAGAAGACCAAGAACCUGCCUCCUCCCCCACCCAGUCCCCCACCACGGAAGUCAUCACAAUACUUUCGUGAGGAGACAUCCUCGCCAAAGUCGGUGCGUAAGGUAUCAAGACCUGUUUUGCACUCCCCUUCCCCUGAGAGAAGUGCCCAAUCCUCCGCCUCCCCAAGAGCUGUACCCCCGUCACGACCCAGCAGAGAUGGCACCCCCGACAUGCAAUCUCAAUUGUUCAACCCCAUGCCAGUCAUCCACAGCAAUCUUUCCACCCAAUCCCUCCCAUCAACCGAAAGACGCGGAAGUGAAUCUGCGAAUACAGCAGCUUUGUCACCCCCAAAGCCACAGUACACUCAUGGAGGCCGAACAGCAUCAACUUCACAACUCCCCAUCAGAGGCGAAUUGUACGCUCAACCGGCAGCCAAGGCAACAGCCGAAUCGAAGAAGGGUAAGGGCCUCGAGCCAACUCGAAUGACACGCACACCGAGCCCUAACGUGGCAACCUCCUCUCUCUCACGCUUCCCGUUCUUUAGUCGUAAGAAGCACGCCAACGGAGCACAAGCUGAGAAGAAUGAGAAGGAAAAGAAGACUCUCCGCAAGGGUCCUGUAGCUGGCACAGGCCAUGAAGGUUAUGGACGCAUUGGUGCUUCCAAGAGACGCAGUGGAAGUAUCAGCAAUAUGACGCGCAACUCUCCUGGUAGUCAGACAACUCAGGAACCCCGCUCUAGCAACGAUUCCUUCUUUGCAGACCGGGUCAACCCAGUGGUCAUCGCUGGAGGUGCGGUUAUCGAGAAUAGAAAUGCAAGCUCUGAAAUCUCUCGGAGUGUUAGCUCCCAGAGCUUGGCGACCCAGGAGUCGAGAUUUGGAAGCACGCAGUCAUUGGCAGCAUCUCAAGAUCAGCCUCGAAACACUUUGUGGCCAUCGCCCAUGUCGCGCACUCCACACCCAGCCUUUGGUGCUCGCCGCCCCUCCGAGAGCAGCGAUUCUGAAGGCCCUACAAUGAAGUCGACUUUGGCUUUCCGAAGAUCUGUGCAUCGACUCCGAUCUUCGCCUGAUGACCCCCUGAAGCUGCCUCAACCCAUCAACACGUCAGGCUAUGCAUCUUCGCCCAUGACAAGCUUUGAUACUAGCGUCAUGUCUGAUGAGUCCCACUUCGAACUGCAACGGGAGAUCUCACACGAGGCCAAGUCUUCCCACCCUGCGCCCAAGAAGCUUGUCAAGAGGCCGCGGUCUCCUCGAAAGUGGAAUUUGUUCGGAAGAUCAACCCAGACGCAGCAGCCCAAGCAGAGCGAGAAAGUCUCGGCCACUGUCAAACCAGUGGAGAAGAAACCCCUUGCCUUUUACGCUAUGAUGGAUUCUUCAGAACAAGAGGACAGCGAGCCCAUGGACAUUCAAGAUGUUUUGAGGUUUGCCGAGGUUUAUGGAAAGUCGCCUAGUGUUGGUGGUACUCCUGAGCUUUCGCAAGGCACACCAGAGAUGCGGUCGUCGACCAAUUCUCCAGUGCGACCUGCAGAGCCAACUCAACCCCCAAGGCGGGAGAGCGUCGAGAUGAAGACUAAGCCUCGGCUGCCUGUACCCCAGCAGACUUUGAUGUCCAAGAAGCCUACUCUACAGCCUCCGUCAACGAGCACCACUGCUAGCCGACGAAGCCGACUUCCUCAAGUUGGAAGAAUCCCCAAGGUUGUGAGUAACCGUACUGAACAUGUGUCACCUAUGAGCUUUUCUAGGCCUUUCAGAGCUAGUAUGCAGUUGGCACCUGAGAACCUUGAGGUCUAUGAUCCUGAGUCAAUUGCCAAAGGGCCUUCACCUUCGAGGCCCUCGACUCCUGUUCCUGAUCUGACUACCGAUGGUUCAACAGCCGGAAGUACCAACAACCUCUCAUCUAGAGACUCUAACCCUCCUGCUUUGAGCCGUGUUGAAAAGGAGUUUUUGGCCUUUUCGCCUCGCAAGGACUCCGAGGGAACCAUUGGUACAUCUAGCUCAAGCUGUUCUGGCAUUCUUGCUUUCUCUGGGUCUACUGCCGUUCCUGCGGCUGGUGAGGUAUCUCGACGAAGCAGUCGAUCUUCCCGCAAGACGAGACGAUCUGAUGCCAGCUCCUCUUCCGAGGACGGGUCACCACUCGCACAAGUAAACCUCAGAGUUGGUUCAAUGACGGUGAGCAAGUGGCUUACCUUCGGGCAUGUUCUCUUCAGUGACGUUCGCCAUGAACUGGUUCCUGUUGAGGGAUCACUGAAGAGACACUCAAUCCUCGUAAUUGAUGGCCUUGGUAACGAUGACUGGUCAUUCUACGCUGCGGAAACAUACCCUGCUGCCACCUUCUUCAACCUGUCUCCUCGCGCUCCUCUUUCUGAAGAACUCAAGAGUUCAUCUUCGAGCUUCCCUCUCAGCCCUCCAAACCACCACCAGAUCCAAUACGUCUCUCACCUCGACAAGUUUCCGUUCGCCCCUCAGAGCUUUACGGCUGUUGUCUAUCGCUUUCCUGUCGCAGCUCCUGAAGCAUACUACCGCAGCAUUCUCACCGAAGCUCGCCGUGUGUUGAAGCCAGGAGGCUUCAUCGAGCUCUCUAUUCUCGAUGUUGACCUAAACAACAUGGGCAACCGGGGCCGGCGUACAGUCCGCCGUCUCAAAGAGAGGAUCAAUGAGAAGACGCCUGAUACUAGUCUCGGAUCAACCGCGGAUCUCAUUGUUCGUCUCCUUGGCAAGGUUGGUUUCACUACCAUCAAGGCAGCACGAGUGGGUGUUCCCGUUGCAAGUUCCGUCACUCGCUCAGAUAGUAAGGCCGACAAGGGCAAAGCUAUUGCUGAGAAGAAGAAGGAUCCGCCAAGUCUAUCCGAGAUGAUGAGCGACAACAGCCCCUUGGCAGACGAGGGCAUCACCAAGAUGGUCAGCCGGGUUGGCCGAUGGUGGUACACACGGUGCUACGAAAACGCAGCUGGGAACCCCUCUGAAAAGAGCAUUUGGAGCGAUAAGUCUCUACUCUCUGAAGCUGAAGAGCUCGGUACAAGCCUGAAGCUCAUGGUCUGCUGCGCUCGAGCUCCUCUUGAGCGCAUCACCAGUGUCUAA
Fusarium mangiferae is the source of this 4104-nucleotide messenger RNA. RefSeq lists its product as uncharacterized. The transcript is spliced from 2 exons. Bases 1 to 4104 code for a protein of 1367 amino acids. NCBI's taxonomy places the organism in Eukaryota, Fungi, Ascomycota, Sordariomycetes, Hypocreales, Nectriaceae. The record is from RefSeq and is a predicted model, not a curated record.